AUGUGCUUUGACACCUGCGUUACCGUAGACUCGAUCACGGGAUCCAAGCACAUCCCGGCUUCGGCUCGCGUUGAUCCCAGUUCGCUGCCCUUCCACGCUCUCUCGCCAGGCUCGGAUGCCAAAGUCACCAUCACGCUCUUCCAUCUGGGCAGCAUCAACAGCUACCGUCAGGCAUGGGCCGACGACACGUGGGAUGCGGACAAGGCGAAGCGUCUCAAUAAGGCAAAGCAGCCAGUCGAGCUCCCGGUCUUGAGCGCCUUGAUCGAACAUGAGCCCACCGGCGAACGGUGGCUCUGGGAUCUCGGUAUGAGCAAUGACCCGAAUGUACUUCCUAAAGUCUUCUCCAGCGGCGCGAUCAAGUUUAUGGCCGGUGACCUCAGCGAUCGCGGACAGCUCAAGAACGUGCUUUUGAAGAAAUUCGACGUCGAGACCAUCGAAGAGAUCGGUCUUUCUGGCAUCAUUCUGUCGCAUGCUCACGUGGAUCACUAUGGAAAUCUCCUGGACUUUCCAACUUCCCUGCCUGUUUUCGUCGGACCUGGAACGAUGGAUUGGGUCGGCGGUGGAGAGGACGCGGCAGAGAAGGGCGAAAAGGGCCUGAUGUCGUUCCCAUCGAGCUUUCUCAAAGAUCGCACCUUUGUCGAGAUGGAUAGCAUCUCUGGUAGCAGCGUCGAUGCUAAGAUCAAGGACAGGGUCAAGAGCACCAUAGUCGGCCCGUUCGAUCAGGCCUGGGACUGGUUCGGCGAUGGCAGCAUCAUCAUAGCUUCGGCUGAAGGGCACUGUCACGGCCACAUGGUCUUGCUUGCUAAAACCACUUCAUCGCCAAAGCCAACCUACGUGCUCCUCUCUGCAGACGCAGCCCAUCAGCAAGCGCUCUACCAUCCGCUCCCGCCGCCGCUGCAGCUCAACGCGGAGUCCCUCUGCUCCUCCGCUGCUCGGUACAACGAGCCGUACGCAUCAGAGACCGAUCAACGCGCAACGCCAGGCUACUUUGAUCGCACCAGCGCAGAGGCAGCGAUGCGUACGCUCGCAGCGCUGUCGCGCAUGGAGGCGUGCGCUGAUGUCAUGGUGGUACUCGCGCACGAGAUCGAGUUCGUCAAAGCAGUCGGUCUGCAGGAGGGCUCAGAGCUCAUCGUCAACGAUUGGCACGCCAAGGGCUACAAGAACGCCAAGAUCGAAUUGGGACGUAAGUCAAGAGAGGAUUUGGCGGCGUUGUAG
Messenger RNA from Kalmanozyma brasiliensis GHG001, 1215 nucleotides. RefSeq names its product Beta-lactamase-like protein. Bases 1 to 1215 code for a protein of 404 amino acids. The transcript has 5 exons. Lineage: Eukaryota; Fungi; Basidiomycota; Ustilaginomycetes; Ustilaginales. The record is from RefSeq and is a predicted model, not a curated record.